Messenger RNA from Passer domesticus (house sparrow), 2068 nucleotides. RefSeq lists its product as uncharacterized. The record is from RefSeq and is a predicted model, not a curated record. The transcript is spliced from 5 exons. Bases 38 to 748 code for a protein of 236 amino acids. Lineage: Eukaryota; Metazoa; Chordata; Aves; Passeriformes; Passeridae.
GAGUGCUCUUUCAGCCCCUGAGCGAGGGGCAGAUACCAUGCUGACUCCGAGCUGGUACCUCAAGCGGAUGAACGAUGACAAGGUUCCUGAAGAGUUCCCUGAAGGAUUGCCGGAUGUUCCAGAGGAGCUCCUGGCAGCCUUGCAUGAAGCCCCAUCUGAGACAGAUUCUGAGACUGUGCCGGAGACCUUAGCUGUGGAAGAAAGUGACAGUGUGCCAGGCUCACAUGAAAAAAGAGAACCAAUAGAGGACACCAGGACACUUGCUGAGCCUGAGGAAUAUUCAGGGUCAUCCGGUGGGCAAAAAGCCCAGACUGCUGGACACCGUGACCCGAGCAAGUACUACAUCCUAGUAGGGACAGUAGCAGCCUCAGCUUUGCUUCUGCUUGGGGCAGUGUCUGGCUAUCUAGUCAUGCAUCAGCUGCUGAAGAGAGACAGGAGGAGCCAGGAGGACAAAGAGGCAACAGGACAGGACUGGGACUCUUCCUGGGAAAGCUGUGGUCAGCCUAGAGGUGAAGCAGAGUCAGGAGAAGGAGCGGGAAGCGGCGAGAGAGCCCAAGGCAACGGGUUCAGGGACAGCUGCCACCUGUUUCCUGAGCUCUUUGCAGCAGAGCUCGCCCAGCUGUACAAGAACAUGAGCGCAUACCCGUCACCUCUGCCCACCUGCUCCUUCUGUGCUCUGGCUGACAACGCCUCUUCACGGGACCACUGGAUUUCCCUGGAGUCACCUCAGCCCACAGCAUCCUCUUAGCCCUCCUACCAAUACCUGCAGGACUACUAUCUGUUAGAGGAUGAUGAUUAGUGAUAGUGAUAGCCAUAAAUAGUGAUAGCCAUAAAUAGUGAUAGUGGUAGUGAUUCUUUUAGUGAUAGUGAUAGGGACACUUGAUAUUAGAGGGUGGUGGUUGUUUUAAUGAUAGUGAUAGUUAAUAUUAGAGGAUAGUGAUGGUUUUAAUGAUAGCGUUAGUUAAUAUUAGGGGAUAGUGAUGGUUUUAAUGAUAGCGUUACUUGAUAUUAGAGGAGGGUGAUUGUAUUAGUGAUAGUGAUAGUCAUAAAUAGUGAUAGUGGUAGUGAUUCUUUUAGUGCUAGUGAUAGGGAUACUUGAUAUUAGAGGGUGGUGGUUGUUUUAAUGAUAGUGAUAGUUAAUAUUAGAGGAUAGUGAUUGUUUUAAUGAUAGCGUUCUUUGAUAUUAGAGGACAGUGAUUGUAUUAGCGAUAGUGAUUGUUAAUAUUGGAGGAUGGUGAUUGUUUUUGUGAUAGUGGUACAUUUAGUGAUAGUGAUACUUGGUAUUAGCAGACAAUGAUUGUUUUCUUGAUCUUGAUAAAUAAAUAUUUUUCCAAAAGCAGUAAGUUCUUGCCUGCUGCGGCUGUUUCUGUUGGGGCAGAACGCACAGAGCUGGGAGCAGGGCUGGGGCUGUGACAAGGAGCUCUGAGAAACUUGCACUGCAGUACAGGAGCUGCUUGUGCCACCUCAGCCUGCUUUCCCAGCAGUGGCCGUUCACAAAGCUUUCCUGCACCAGCACGGGGACACGCUGGCUAGCAGUGACAUGCAGAAACUUCUCUGGGAGCUCAUUUGGGAUGCUGCCCUGAAUCAGGAAGGUCUGGGCAGAGAGGGAAAGAUGUUCUGCCAGGGAUGGCUGUCCAGCAGUGAGCACAUCAAGGAGACCCGAGGUGGUGACUUAGGUCGUGGCAGUCCCUCCCUGAAGAGCUUCAAGAGAGGAGCAUCAAGGAGCAGAAGGCUGGAGCCGGGCUGUGUGAGAGGGGAAGGAAUGUCCUAUCAAUCACAGGAGCCUUCUUAAAAAUUAGAUGGAUAACAGUGAAUAUAAUUAUAAUAAAAAUUACAGUCUUGUCGCACGCAGUAUGGGAAAAAAGCCCAGAGCUGGAAUGCAACAGAGAACUUUUGUGGAGGAUUUUGUGAACAGCUAGCUAGUUGACAAAGGUCACACUGAUAUAAUAGCGUUAGUUAAGCAAGAAGGAGAUGAGGAUAGGAGUCAGCAGUCAAUGUCCAAACCUGGCAAGGGCACUGUGCCCUUGGUGCAACAUCAGGAUGGGGGAGAGGAUCGUUAGUUAGAAAU